Messenger RNA from Colius striatus (speckled mousebird), 1597 nucleotides. It is a transcript of the gene DPH1, whose product is annotated as diphthamide biosynthesis 1. The record is from RefSeq and is a predicted model, not a curated record. The transcript is spliced from 12 exons. Gene Ontology annotation, molecular function: 2-(3-amino-3-carboxypropyl)histidine synthase activity. The coding region runs from base 1 to 1296 and encodes 431 amino acids. Lineage: Eukaryota; Metazoa; Chordata; Aves; Coliiformes; Coliidae. Gene Ontology annotation, biological process: protein histidyl modification to diphthamide.
AUGGCGGCCUCCGUCAGGGCCGGGAGCGCGGAUCCGGUGCCCGCCGCGGGUGGGACGAAGCCCGCCCGAGGCCCUGUGCGACGAGCGGCGCAGCAGGUCCCUGAGGACAUCCUGAGUAACGUGGAGCUGCAGGAAGCAGUGGAGGCUCUGCCCCGAAACUACAACUUCGAGAUCCCCAAAACCAUCUGGAGGAUCCGGCAGGCUCAGGCCAGGAAGGUGGCCCUGCAGAUGCCAGAAGGGCUCCUCAUGUUUGCCUGCACCAUCGCUGACAUCAUUGAGCGGUUCACCAGCGCAGAGGCGAUGGUGAUGGGCGACGUGACCUACGGCGCCUGCUGCGUGGAUGACUACACGGCCCGAGCCCUGGGCGCUGACUUCUUGGUGCACUACGGACACAGCUGCCUGAUCCCCAUCGAUGCCACACGGGGGCUGAAGAUGCUCUACGUGUUCGUGGACAUCAAAAUCGACGCGUCCCAUUUCCUGGAGACCAUCCGCUUCAACUUCCCAGCAGGCACCUCCCUGGCCCUGGUCAGCACCAUCCAGUUCGUCUCCACGCUGCAGGCAGCAUCCCAGGAGCUGCGCUCCCACUACAAGGUGUGUGUGCCCCAGUGCAAACCACUAUCCCCAGGGGAGAUCCUGGGCUGCACGUCACCUCGGCUCACCCAGGACACAGAUGCCAUCGUGUAUUUGGGUGAUGGACGCUUCCACCUGGAAUCCAUCAUGAUUGCCAACCCUGGGAUCCCUGCUUACAGGUAUGAUCCCUACAGCAAAGUCUUCUCCCAGGAGCACUACGGCCACGAGCGCAUGUGCCAGGCUCGGCAGGACGCCAUCCGCACCGCCGCCGGUGCCCGCUGCUGGGGGCUCAUCUUGGGCACCCUGGGACGUCAGGGCUCCCCCAGCAUCCUGCAGCACUUGGAGUCACGUCUCCGUGCCCUGGGCCGGCCCUUUGUGCGAGUGCUGCUGUCUGAGAUCUUCCCCAGCAAGCUGCAGCUCUUCCCUGACGUGGAUGUGUGGGUGCAGGUGGCCUGUCCCCGGCUCUCCAUCGACUGGGGAGAAGCUUUCAGCAAGCCCCUGCUGACACCCUACGAGGCUGCCGUGGCUCUGCGGGAUGUGGAGUGGCAGCAGCCUUACCCCAUGGACUUCUACGCCAGCCAGUCCCUGGGGCCGUGGACGGCGAACCACAGCGGCACCCAGCGCCCACGCCACGGCCCGGCCGCACAGGGGAAGCCGCCCGCACCCGCCGCCCCGCCGGACGGGGAGGAGAAGGGGCUGAGCCCCGGCGGCCCCGCAGCCCCCUGAGCGCCGCCCCCACCCGUCCGACCGCCGCAGCGCUCCGGGGCCCGGCGUGGCUCAGGGUAAGCACCGCCGCGGAGAGGGACACGGCCCGUGCCUCGGCCGGCCCCAGGACUGUGGCGUCGGGGCAGGGCCGGGUCGCUGCGGGCUCGGCGGCCGGGACGGAGGACGGGGGUCCGGGGGGUCCCGGCGGGUCCCGUCCCGCGCAGCCCCGCCCCGUCCAAUCAGCGCCGGCAGCGGGCGCUCCGUCCCGCGCAGCCCCGCCCAAUCAGCGCCGGCAGCGGGCGCUCCGUCCCGCCCAGCCCCG